ACCACUAGUACUACUCACUCAAUUCAACACAACCCUUCUUCACCCUUCAAUUCCUUCUUAUUCAUUCAUUCAAUUCAAUUCAUUCAUCUAACUCUUUUUACGUCCCAUCACCCCAAAUCUCUCUCAUCAAUCUCUUCUUCCCUCUCUAGAAAACUAACCCAAAAACCCUCAUCUCUCUCUUUCCCCUUCUCCUUCACAACACAACACAACCUGCUCCAAACACUCAUCACUAUCUUCCCAAACGCCAAUAGAAACAAAAAACCAUUUUCUCUAUCUAAGAAAAUUGAAGCUGUUCACAGUUGUUGAUCAUGGAGGCUACAUCAGGUGGAGCGUCAUCAGAGGCAGCAGCUCCAGCAGUGAGCCAUCAAGCUGAACAGUCAUCUCCGGCGGCGGCAGCACCUCUGAGCCGUUACGAGUCACAGAAACGGCGAGACUGGAACACGUUCUUACAGUACCUACGGAACCACAAACCGCCACUAACGCUGGCUUGGUGCAGCGGAGCGAACGUGAUCGAGUUCAUGAAGUACCUUGACCAAUUCGGGAAGACAAAAGUGCACGUGACCGGCUGCCCGUACUUCGGGCACCCGAAUCCGCCUUCCCCCUGCACCUGCCCUCUCAAGCAGGCUUGGGGCAGCCUAGACGCCCUUGUCGGGCGCCUCCGGGCUGCCUUUGAGGAAAACGGCGGUCGGCCCGAGUCCAAUCCGUUUGGAACCCGGGCUGUCCGGAUUUAUCUCAGGGAAGUCAGGGAAGGACAAGCCAAAGCUCGUGGUAUCCCUUAUGAGAAGAAGAAGCGGAAGAGAUCCAACGUUGUCACCGCCGCUGCAGUGUCUACAGCGACGGUGAGCGGGAGUGGAUCUCCCGCCACAGCUGGUGGCAAUGAUAAUAACAGCAACGCUGCCACACCUAGUGCUGCUACUGCGGCCACCGUAUAGUAUAAUUUUGAUUUUUUUUCUUAUUUAAUGCUAAUAUUUAUCUAUAUUUCAAAGGAAAUUAAAUGUGAUUAAGGUUUAUAAUUAAGUUACAUAUUGAUGCCUAUUUUUCUGAGAUUAAGCCUAACCGGUGUAUGUAAUUGUUUCUAACUAGUGCUUAUUUUUUCAUGCCCAA
Messenger RNA from Lotus japonicus, 1104 nucleotides. RefSeq names its product protein LIGHT-DEPENDENT SHORT HYPOCOTYLS 5-like. Gene Ontology annotation, biological process: response to light stimulus; mRNA transcription. The transcript has a single exon. The record is from RefSeq and is a predicted model, not a curated record. NCBI's taxonomy places the organism in Eukaryota, Viridiplantae, Streptophyta, Magnoliopsida, Fabales, Fabaceae. Gene Ontology annotation, cellular component: nucleus. The coding region runs from base 309 to 932 and encodes 207 amino acids.